Messenger RNA from Caenorhabditis remanei, 2763 nucleotides. RefSeq lists its product as uncharacterized. Gene Ontology annotation, biological process: motor neuron axon guidance; netrin-activated signaling pathway. The record is from RefSeq and is a predicted model, not a curated record. The transcript has 8 exons. Gene Ontology annotation, molecular function: protein binding; netrin receptor activity. Bases 1 to 2763 code for a protein of 920 amino acids. Gene Ontology annotation, cellular component: membrane. NCBI's taxonomy places the organism in Eukaryota, Metazoa, Nematoda, Chromadorea, Rhabditida, Rhabditidae.
AUGGACGAAAUCACAAUCACAUCACAACCAAAAUCCGGUUAUGUAAUUCGAAACAAGCCCCUGAAUCUUCAAUGUCGAGCCAAUCACGCCACCAAAAUUCGCUUCAAAUGUAGCUCGAAAUGGAUCGACGACUCUCGAAUAGAAAAGCUCAUCGGAACUGACUCGACAUCUGGAGUUGGAUUCGUUGAAGCAUCUGUUGAUAUUUCUCGAAUCGACGUCGACACUUCUGCACACAUUGACGCAUUCCAGUGUCAGUGUUACGCUUCUGGAGACGACGAUCAGGACGUUGUGGCUUCUGACGUGGCGACAGUUCAUCUCGCAUAUAUGAGGAAGCACUUUCUCAAAUUACCCGUCGCUCAACGGGUACAAGAAGGAACGACACUUCAACUUCCCUGCCAGGCUCCAGAAUCUGAUCCGAAAGCAGAGCUCACCUGGUACAAAGAUGGUGUCGUUGUUCAAGCAGAUGCCAAUGUUAUCAGAGCAUCAGAUGGCAGUCUAAUUAUGUCAGCAGCCAGGUUAUCGGACAGUGGAAAUUAUACAUGUGAAGCGACGAAUGUCGCCAAUUCAAGGAAAACAGAUCCAGUGGAAGUUCAGAUUUAUGUCGACGGUGGUUGGUCUGAAUGGACCCCGUGGAUCGGAACGUGUCACGUCGAUUGUCCACUUCUCCGUCAACACGCUCAUCGAAUCCGUGAUCCACAUGACGUUUUGCCACACCAGAGACGAACAAGAACCUGUAAUAAUCCGGCACCUCUAAACGGUGGAGAGUACUGUAAAGGUGAAGAAGAGAUGACGAGGAAUUGUAAAGUUCCGUGUAAACUUGAUGGAGGAUGGAGUUCAUGGAGUGAAUGGAGUGCUUGUUCAUCGAGUUGUCAUCGAUACAGAACGAGAGCAUGCACAGUUCCACCACCUAUGAAUGGAGGAGCACCUUGUUUUGGAGAUGAUUUAAUGACACAAGAGUGUCCAGCACAACUUUGCACAGCCGACACCUCACGAAUUGUUAUCAGCGACACAGCCGUCUACGGAACAGUUGCUUCAAUAUUCAUCGUCGCCUCCUUCAUCCUCGCUAUUCUUGCCAUGUUUUGUUGUAAACGAGGCGGUGGAAAGAAGAGGAAAUCGUCGAAACCUUUGAAAAUGACACCUGAGAAAGCUGGUGGUAUCUACUAUUCUGAACCUCCGGGUGUUCGACGUCUCCUACUGGAACAUCAACAUGGAACACUUCUAGGAGAGAAGAUAUCAUCUUGUUCUCAAUACUUUGAACCACCGCCUCCUCUGCCUCAUUCGACUACAUUAAGAUCUGGAAAAAGUGCAUUUAGUGGAUAUUCAUCGACAAGGAAUGCCGGAUCAAGAGCAGCUUUAAUUCAAGAAUGCAGUUCGAGUAGUUCAGGAUCUGGAGGGAAGCGUACAAUACUCAGAACUUCAAGCUCCAAUUGCUCGGACGAUGAUAAUUAUGCAACUCUUUACGAUUAUAUGGAAGACAAAAGUGUACUUGGAUUAGACACUUCUCAGAAUAUUGUUGCUGCACAAAUUGAUAGUAAUGGAGCGAGAUUGUCGUUGUCGAAAAGUGGAGCAAGACUAAUAGUCCCUGAGCUGGCAGUUGAAGGAGAGAAAAUGAUGUAUUUGGCAGUGUCGGAUACAUUGAGUGAUCAACCACAUCUUCCACCAAUCGAAUCAGCCCUGUCCCCAGUCAUCGUUAUCGGACAAUGCGACGUCUCCAUGUCUUCUCAUGAUAAUAUUCUCCGCCGUCCCGUUGUUGUCUCAUUCCGUCAUUGUGCCUCCACAUUCCCACGUGAUAACUGGCAGUUCACACUGUAUGCAGAUGAGGGAACUGGUUGGCAAAAGGCUGUAACAAUUGGAGAAGAGAACUUGAAUACCAAUAUGUUUGUGCAAUUUGAACAACCUGGAAAGAAGAAUGAUGGAUUCGGAUGGUGUCACGUGAUGACUUACUCUCUGGCGAGACUCAUGUUGGCUGGACAUCCGAGGAGAAACUCAUUGAGUGCUGCGAAGAGAGUUCAUCUUGCUGUAUUCGGACCAAUGGAUAUGUCAGCUUACCGAAGAUCUUUUGAGUUGAGAGUUUAUUGUGUUCCGGAGACAGGAGCAGCUAUGGAAAGUGUCUGGAAACAAGAAGAUGGAUCUAGACUUCUUUGUGAAUCCAACGAUUUCAUUCUUAACGAGAAAGGAAAUCUCUGCAUUUGUAUUGAAGACGUCGUUCCCGGAUACUCAUGUGAAGGACCCGAAGUUGUUGAGAUCUCUGAAACCCAACACAGAUGGGUUGCUCAAAAUGGACUGCACUGCUCUCUAAAAUUCCGGCCGAAAGAAACGAAUCCUCCACCGUUUUCCACAAGAGUAAUUGUCUAUCAAAAGGCAAGCUCGACAGAACCAAUGGUGAUGGAAGUGAGUAAUGAGCCAGAAUUAUAUGAUGCAACGAGUGAAGAAAGAGAGAAGGGAUCAGUUUGUGUCGAGUUCCGUUUGCCUUUUGGAGUGAAGGAUGAGUUGGCAAGACUGUUGGAUAUGCCAAAUGAAUCACAUUCUGAUUGGAGAGGAUUAGCGAAGAAGCUGCAUUAUGAUCGAUACUUACAGUUCUUUGCCUCAUUCCCUGACUGCUCUCCAACUUCUCUCCUCCUGGAUCUCUGGGAAGCCUCAUGUUCUGGAUCUGCUCGUGCCGUGCCAGAUCUUCUUCAAACUCUCCGUGUCAUGGGACGACCUGAUGCUGUUAUGAUUCUCGAGAGAUUUCUGUCAGCAUUCCCUCAAAUUGUGUCUCCGUAG